CCCUUUCUCGCCAUCCCACGACGCCCGUCGGCCUCGCUCGCUCGAAGACGCCCCUCGCGAUGAAGGGCAUGCGCCGCUGUCCAACUCGCUUCCCGAAGAGCGACGCCGACAGGGUGCGGCUGCGCGUGAUCACUACGCGUACACGAUGUUCCAUUGCUGGGCCUCCAGAAGCACUGACGUUGUCAUCCCGCGCAUUUACGUCCACGAUGCUCCUGACGAUCGCGCGGCGCCCUUUCACCACGAGCUGUGCUCGUCUCUCGUUGCGUGGCUUCGCCACAAGCCACAACUUCCCUGCGUUCCCCUCUGACGUCCCAACACAUCCGCUGCUAGUCGUCGACUAUGCACGCAUCAAGGCUGGGGACAAGGCAGAGAUCGAUCGCCUCUGGGAGGCAGCGACAACGCUUGGGUUCUGGUACCUGAAGAAUCACGGAGCUGAUGCGGAAGCUGAAGCUAUGUUCAAGAUGGGCGAGGAUGUGAUGCGCCUACCGCUGAAGGAGAAGAUGAAGUUCGAGCAGGGCGAUACAGGGAACUCCUUUGGCUACAAGGCCGCCGGCGCGAAUGCUACCGACGCUGCGGGCACUCGCGACACCGUCGAGUUCAUCAACAUCGCGAAGGACGACGCUCUUGCAUAUCCCGUCGUUGCGCGCCGAACAUACCCCGCUCCUGUUGUGAAAGCCAUGCCCACUGUCGUCCAACCGUUCGUUCGCAAGUCGGUCGACGUCAACAGCAUACUUCUUGCCACGCUCGGCGAGCGACUCGGGCUCCCGAAGGACUCGUUGCAACGUCGUCAUUCUGAGACGGAGCAUAGCGGUAGCGAAGCGCGCGUGAUUCACAGCAUGCCGCUGACGCCUGAGGAACGCGAGGCGCGAAAGGCAAUUGGCGCGCAUACUGACUUCGGUUCUUUGUCCUUCCUACACAAUCGCCUCGGUGGUCUGCAAGUUCUCCCGCCGGGCUCGGAGAGAUGGCAAUACAUCAAGCCCCUUCCCGGACACGCGAUAUGCAACCUCGGCGACGCCAUGGCGCUCUUCAGCGGCGGGAUCCUACGGUCCAACAUUCAUCGCGUCGUCCCGCCGCCUUCGUUCCAAGCUGACCUCCCUCGGUGGUCGCUCGUGUUCUUCACACGCCCCGGGAACGGCCAGAUCUUGCGCGCGCUCACGGACGAAAGCCCUAUCAUCCGCGAUGCUAUCGAGGCUAAACGUGCGCAAGGAGAGGACGUUAGCGCGUAUGAUACGGGCUCGACGGCCUUUGACUGGUUUGCGCGACGCAUCCGAAAUCAGCGUAUGAACAAUCGCAAGGGUCCCGAGACGUGGCUGGCAAGCAGAGGCACGGAAGGUCGCACGGAGGAUGCUAUACCCGAAGUAUGAGGUGGCCGACGCGUAGUACGAGGAAUGUGUAUACUUUCUUGAAUACAUCGUCGUUCUUUCGUUCAACGCCUCGCCAACUGGUGAGCGUUGAAGUUUUUCCGCUUGCUAUCACGGAGGAAGACCGUGCCUUCGGUCAAUCGAUCGACGAAGCGUGCGCGCGAGAGCGGGAGGAGCCUGCGACGUGAACUUUGCGUUCGCGCUCUCUCGAAACUACAACUGCACCAACCAGCGGCGCAAGUCGGACCUGCGCUUUGCUUUCCUGGACGAGAAUCUCAGUGCUAGGAAUAUGGUCCGUAUGCAUGGGUCCCAUAGUACAUACAACAUAGCACGACGUGCGCGACACAUACUUACAUAGCUAGACGUUACACAUACAAGAUCAUAAAGUCAUACACAGCAAAUGACAUAACAAACAGGUCAAUUCGUAUUCCGUGUCCCCGCCUACUCGUCGGGGUAUUCAAGGGUAAGCUCUCCCUCGUCCAG
Messenger RNA from Schizophyllum commune H4-8, 1844 nucleotides. RefSeq names its product Clavaminate synthase-like protein. NCBI's taxonomy places the organism in Eukaryota, Fungi, Basidiomycota, Agaricomycetes, Agaricales, Schizophyllaceae. The record is from RefSeq and is a predicted model, not a curated record. Bases 207 to 1364 code for a protein of 385 amino acids. The transcript has 9 exons.